UGGGGACGCGCUCACGGAUCGACGCUAAGAAUCCCUCCAGCCCACCUGUCUUACGCGGUGGCUGGAGUUCAAGAACUCAAGCACGCGAGGACAUUAGGAGCAAAGUAGCUCUUGACUCCACAUAAACCAUUAAUUAGGCUUCCUCGCUCCCCCAAAUCCCGAAGUCCACUUCCAUUGACACAAUAUCAACCCAUCAAAAGCUGCACCUCUGGAUUCGAGACGCGUACCGCCACCGUCUAUACCCACCAUCUCCGAACCGGGGAACCACAACGCAGACUCCCUAUACCUACACUGACUCCAUCCUACGCGCAAACUACUGCCCAUCAUCCUUAGCAUCAUGUUCGCCGCACUUCCCCCCAUGCAACAGUUCAAUUUCUCGCAGUGCGCUACCGCGCCCGCACGUCCGUCUCCACUCUCACCUCGCAGUUCGCCGGCGCGCCCGAUGGCCUCGCUAUCCUCACCGUUCCACUUCCCCCCAGCUUCAGAAAGUCAACCCAACACACCCGUCACGUCAAGAACAGAGUCCAGGAAUCCAUUCUUCGGGUCUCCGAUCUCCCCUUCGCCUUCGAAGCGCGCGGACACGUCCUCCCGCUCCAAGACUUCGCCUACAUAUGCUCAGCGCUAUGCAAGCACGAUAUCUAAUCCGUUGAAUAACGCGUCCAGAAACGGCACCGCUUCUUCAUCGCCGUCCGCGCGAGAAGCGAGACGCAAUGUUUUCUUGAAUCGGAUCAAGCAAGGGCGCGACGAUGCACGUUUUGCUAAUAGGGGCGAACAGCUGGUGUUGAUGGAACAUGUGGCGGAGCAGCAGAAGUGGGGUGAGUCGAUGCGGAGGAGGACGGAUGGCAUUCUGCAGGGAUACUUGAGGGAUCUAGAAGAGGGUGUUGACGAUGUGCUGGACGAGGCGGAUAUCCAGGCUCUGGAUGAGUAUCUGUCGCAGGAGCAGGCAAUGGAGAUGGAGUUGCUUGAGAAUGUGGAUAUGCAGACGCCCUCUGGACAAGAUAAUGGCGGUGCAUGGAAAGAUCCAGGUUCAUCGUUUAGUGAUGAGGAGUACGAGGACAUAUUCAUGGAUUUAGCCGAUCAGACAGCACUGAGUCAAGAUAUGGAUAUGUCGGGGUGAGAACACUGAGGAUUACGAUACUUCGGCACGACUUGGGAGGAUAUACAAGGAACUGGGUAAUACAUAUGGGCUAGGUUGCGUUACGGCGUUCGGUUGGGUUGGUCGCUGGCGGUCCACAUUUGAUUUGUUUCGGGCCAACAGCCUACGUAUUUGUCUGUGAUAU
Molecule: messenger RNA, 1280 nt
Organism: Aspergillus pseudonomiae
Lineage: Eukaryota; Fungi; Ascomycota; Eurotiomycetes; Eurotiales; Aspergillaceae
Exons: 2
Coding region: 338-1117 (259 amino acids)
Source: RefSeq, a predicted model, not a curated record